AGCAGCAGCUCAGAGGAGGACGACAGGAAACGUAGAAAGAACCGAAAGGGAAAGAAGGAUCACAAUAGACACUUUCAUCGGCAUAGGCGACAAGUACAAACUGCGAAGACCACUGAGCGAACGCUUCGUGUUGUCAUGCACCUCAAAAGGAAUGGCAACCGACAGCAGUGGAACCGUGUCCUUGUGCUCUUCUUGCUGGAUGUGGAGACGUUUGCCAGAUAACUAUGCCCCACAGUACAUCAACGAACUCGUUUGUGAUACCUCCGACAGCAGCUGUCUCAGCGGUGAGUAA
Haemonchus placei is the source of this 292-nucleotide messenger RNA. NCBI's taxonomy places the organism in Eukaryota, Metazoa, Nematoda, Chromadorea, Rhabditida, Trichostrongylidae. The record is from the annotation of a GenBank genome assembly.